Molecule: messenger RNA, 1149 nt
Organism: Staurois parvus
Lineage: Eukaryota; Metazoa; Chordata; Amphibia; Anura; Ranidae
Source: the annotation of a GenBank genome assembly
AUGAGCUGGUUCUUCUCCUCUAAAGGCUCUAGACCUCUGCCGGCCCUCAACAGCCUGCAACAGCAGAGACAGCGCCAGGUGGACUGCCUCAAGGCUUGUCACAGCAGUAUCACUGAAAUUCAGAAAGAUGUGGAAUACAGAUUACCAAUUACCGUAAAAAAUGUGACCAUCAACAUAAACAUCUUGCUUCCUCCACAAUUUCCUCAAGAGAAACCAGUCAUCACAGUCUUUCCUCCAAUUAGACAUCAUCUAGUGGACACACAAGGCACAAACAUCACAUGUCCUUUAGUAAACAAUUUUACUAUGCACUCUGAUCUUGGGAAAAUAGUGCAAAACUUGUUAGAAGAAUUUUGGAAGAAUCCUCCAACACUAGCCCCAGCUUCUGGCCCGUUUCCUUACUUGUACAGCAGUACCACGGGGCAUCCUCCUUAUCCUCCUCCUCCAGGCUUUUCUUUUCUGCCAUCCUUCCCCACACAAGAAACCAAUCGCUCAGUCCCCGUAUCGGAGACUGUUUCUUCAAGCUACAACACUGCCAAAGCUGCUGCCCCUUCCUACGGCUUAAUAAGUGAUUUGCCUCUACCUGUCCCCACUUCUGAAGUGGGCAUUAACGGAUUUACGUACAAGAUGCCUGAUCUCCCUGAUACUUUUCCUGAACUCUCGGAAUUAAGUGUGUCCCAGCUCUCAGAAAUGACUGAGCAGGAAGAUGUUCUUCUGGAACAGUUUGUUAAUCUGCCACAGUUAAAACAGAUAAUAUCUGAUAAGGAGGACCUGGUGAAAAACAUAGAGGAACUAGCAAAAAAGAAUCUUAAGCUGGAGCCUAUUCUAGAGUCAAAGAGACAGGCGCUUUUAGACAAAUAUGAGCUUCUCACAGAAAUGAAAGCCACAUUUGAAAAGAAAUUACAAAGACAGCAUGAGCUGAGUGAGAGCUGCAGUUUGAGUGCUCUACAGGCUAGAUUGAAAGUGGCUGCUCAUGAAGCAGAAGAGGACUCCGACAGUAUUGCAGAGAACUUCCUUGAGGGAAAAACGGAAAUAGAUGAUUUUCUAAACUUAUUCAUGGAAAAAAGAACAUGCUGCCAUAGUAGACGAGCCAAAGAGGAGAAACUUCAACAGACCAUAUCAUUACACAGCCAAUACCAUGCACCGCUAUAG